AUGAAGUACCCAUCUGAACUCACUGGUAUGUCCAACAAAGACGAGCUGCUCAAGGCCUACAAAGGCGUCAGCGUCGAGUCCCUGCCUACGCCGGCCUUUGUGGUCGACAGGGCGACGUUCAAGAGAAACUCGGACAAAAUGCUCGAGAACGCUCACAACCUCGGCGCAGAUUUCCGUGCCCACGUCAAAACCCACAAAACCCUCGAGGGAACAGCGCUGCAGCUCGGUACAGGCAAAUACAAGACCGACAAGAUUGUUGUGUCGACGCUCAGAGAGGCCUGGGGUCUCCUGCCGCUUAUCUCCAAGGGUCUGAUCAAGGACGUUCUUUUCAGUCUGCCGGUCGUUUCCAGCCGGCUCGAAGAGCUUUCCGACCUCAGCGGCAAGGUUGAGAACCUGCGCUUGAUGGUGGACAAUCUGGAGCAGCUGGACAUUCUGGCUGCUUACAGCAAAAAACACUCGCUGUCGAAAAAAUGGAGCGUCUUCAUCAAAAUCAACAUGGGCACCGACAGGGCCGGUUUCCUGCCCAGCUCGAUUGGGGGGCUGCUUGAAAAAAUCUUCAAGACAGAUAUCACCCAGACGGUCUCGCUGUACGGCUUCUACUGCCAUGCCGGCCACUCGUACACGUCCAGGAACUUUGAGCAGGCACAAUCCUUCUUGAUUUCUGAGAUCUCGAGCGUGAACGAGGCGUGCAAAGAGGCGCUCAGGUUCGACAGCUCGGGGAAGCUCCAGAUGUCCGUUGGCGCCACUCCGACGGCCCAUGCGGCGGAACAUUUCGACCUCAGCUCUGUGGGCCAGCUGUUUGGUAAUCUGGAGCUGCACGCGGGAAACUACCCGUUCUGCGACCUGCAGCAGUUGGCCACGGGCUGUAUCGAGGUGUCCGAUGUUGCCUGCAAAGUUAUGGCCGAAGUUGUUUCUGCCUACCCCGGAAGAGGCCCCAAGGCUCCCGGUGAGCAGCUGAUCAAUGCCGGCGUUAUAGCGCUGGCACGCGAGUCUGGCCCGCUGACAGGGUUCGGCAGAGUUGUGUCUCCACCAGGAUACGAAAACUGGACCGUGGGACGGCUCAGCCAGGAGCACGGGAUUCUGACGCCUGUGGAGGACAAAGACACAAAGCUGAUUCCUACAGGCACCGUGGUCAGCAUUAUUCCGCAGCACAGCUGUAUCACGGCAGCGUCGUAUCCAUGGUACUACGUUGUUGAAGACGGCAACACGGUGGUGGACAUUUGGGUGCCAUAUAGAGGAUGGUAG
Molecule: messenger RNA, 1245 nt
Organism: Ogataea angusta
Lineage: Eukaryota; Fungi; Ascomycota; Pichiomycetes; Pichiales; Pichiaceae
Exons: 1
Coding region: 1-1245 (414 amino acids)
Biological process (GO): D-serine catabolic process
Molecular function (GO): D-serine ammonia-lyase activity
Source: RefSeq, a predicted model, not a curated record